AGGAAGUGGCGCCGGAAGUGGGUGGACGCGCGGCCCCGGUGACAUUGUGCGCGCGAGCCGUUGCCGUUGCCGUUGCCGCUACCGCUCUCAACCGGCCCAAAGUUGGCGAGUGACGACAUGUCAAUGGCGGCGGACGCCUUCGUUAGCCAGAUGGCAGCAGCAGAGCCUUGGCCUGAAAAUGCAAUACUUUUUCAACCAUUAAAAGGGGAACAGAUUUUGCUGUCAGAUAAUGCUUCAUGCCUCGCUGUUCAGGCAUUUCUGCGGAUGUGCAAUCUGCCAGUCCAGGUGAUUUGUAGGGCAAACGCAGAGUAUAUGUCCCCAUCUGGAAAAGCACCGUUCAUACAUGUGGGUAAUCAUGUUGUAUCAGAACUUGGCCCUAUUGUGCAAUUUGCUAAAGCCAAGGGUCAUUCACUUACUGAUGGACUGGAUGAAAUAAAGAAGGCUGAGAUGAAAGCCUACACAGAACUGGUAAAUAAUAUGCUGUUGACAGCAGAGCUUUACAUACAGUGGUGCGAUGACAGCACUUCAGCAAAGAUAACUCGUUCUAGAUACGGUUCACCAUAUCCAUGGCCUCUAAAUCAUAUUUUGGCCUAUCAAAAGCAAUGGGAAAUAAGACGCAAGAUGAAAGCAAUAGGAUGGGCUGGAAAAACUAUUAAACAGGUACAUGAAGAUGUAGAUCGAUGCUGCCAGGCUCUCUCUCAAAGACUGGGAUCACAGCCCUAUUUCUUUACCCAACAGCCAACAGAACUGGAUGCCCUGGUGUUUGGCCAUUUGUUCACAAUCCUUACAACUCAAUUGACCAAUGAUGCACUUGGUGAAAAGGUGAAAAAUUACGAAAACCUCAUAAAGUUUUGUAGAAGAAUUGAGCAGAACUACUUUGAAGAGCAAGAUCGCGAAAGCGCUAUGAGUUCAGCAUCUGGGUGCUCAAGAGGCUUUUACCAUAAUAAGUAAACACGGCCAGAUGUAGCUGAGACACUGCUUGAAUUACAAUCGAGCUGGGAAGAAAGCAAUCCUUCUGAAAAGGACGGGAAAGGUACUUAGCACUGAAAGUGUUUCCAUCUGCACAAAGCUUCUCCAUUUAGUUUAAAAAAAGGCUGAUGCUCAUAGAAAAGAUAUUGACUUCUCACGUCAUGUAUUGAUGUUAGGAAAGCACAUUACAAGAGCUUGGUGAAGCCCUUUAAUUGCAGCAGCCAAUUUCCAGUGACUUACACAGAGGAAGGGCAGUAAAAGGCUUUCUGUGCAACCAGUAAAAGCAUCUGAAUAUAUAAAAAUCCAAGUUAUCAGCAAAAUCCAUAUGGUGUACUCAUGUAGGAAACAAUUAUCGAUAAGAAUAAUUUAUGCACUUAAUUGCAUUUCAUAAAAAGCCUUCUUAAUUUAUAAAAGCAUUUGUAUCCGUUUUACCGUGUGCUCUGAUUCCUGCAUCCUGACCAGAAUGAUACAAGGUCAUCCUCUGGUGUGUUUUAGCUAGCAAUCCUACUAAUUACUUCCAUUUUAUUACCACAUCUGACCACACCUAACUACUAUUUUGGUUGGUGUAUUAUGUCAAGCUUUUACUGACAAGACAACAGCCAUUUACUUCACUGACCUCUGAUCUUGGAUAUAAACUGAUUUGGAAUAAAUGUGAAUUGUCAGUUUCCCGCAUUGUUUUGGAACUCAAUUUAGUGACAAUGUGAUAAUUCUAAAGGAAACCUAUAAUAUGUUUCUCUAUUGCAAUAAAACUGUCAGCAAUAUUUAA
This is a messenger RNA of Amblyraja radiata (thorny skate), 1735 nucleotides long. RefSeq names its product metaxin 2 (gene mtx2). Gene Ontology annotation, cellular component: SAM complex; cytoplasm. Bases 118 to 951 code for a protein of 277 amino acids. Gene Ontology annotation, biological process: mitochondrion organization. The record is from RefSeq and is a predicted model, not a curated record. Lineage: Eukaryota; Metazoa; Chordata; Chondrichthyes; Rajiformes; Rajidae. The transcript is spliced from 12 exons.